AUGAAUAAAUUAAUAUUAUCAUUAAUUAUAGCAAUUGUUGGAGUUGUUGCAUAUGUCAAAGCAAUUCCAUCAGCUUACAGCAUUCCAAAUGUUCCAUAUCAUCGUCAAGAAACCCAAUAUAAUUGCGGUGAUGCAUCACUUCAAAUGGUACUCGAAUAUAAUGGAAGAAAAGUCGAUCAAAAACAAUUAGACGAUGUUGCUAGAACAUCAAACAAGGUGGGUACUUGUUCAUAUGAUAUCGUUAGAACACCAAGAUUUUCAAUUUUAAGUUCUACUCAAGGUACAGACGAACCAAAACACGAGGCUCAACAUGGUUUCAAAAACUACCCAUUGGGUUUAUUAUCAGUAGGUUAUUCAUCGGCAACCCUUUGGCUAGAUGAACUCAAGGCUUUAGUUGCUCAAGAUUUUCCAGUUAUUGUUUUAAUGGCAUAUUUACCAACUGAUCGUGGUGGUCAUUUCAGAGUUAUUACUGGUUAUGAUGAUAACAAUCAAAUUAUCAUGUCACACGACCCAUGGGAUCGUGAUGGUCAACCAAGAUUCUUCAAUAUGUCAUAUACUGAGUUUGUUGAUCUUUGGAAUUACGUUGAACCAGAAUCUCCACGUGGCACUCCAUAUAUGGGUGCUAUUAUGUAUCCACUUAAUGUCGAAUCUUCAGCCGAAUUGCUCUCUGGUAAUCAAACUAAAGUAACUGCUUCAUUCUCUUAUGAUAAUUAUUUCCCAAUCGAUAAUAUAAAUGCUACAUUACCAACUGGUUUACAAGCUUUAACAUCAAUUAAAUUACCAAAAGGUGUAGAGUUAUCACAAUCAACAGAAUUACUCAAUUCACAACAAAGCUCAUAUACUACAAGUUCAUUUACCCAAAAUUCAAAAUACAGUUUCUCAUGGAUUAUCGAAUGUGAUUCAACCAAUUGCGAUGGUUAUACAUAUGAAAUUACCACUGAAAUUAUCAUUACAGAUUCAUUACCAUACACAUACUUUAGAAAUGGUUUCAAUUUCCCAGCAUAUUCAUAUAUUGAUGCUGUUGGUACAACCAUUUCUGUAACUAUUUAA
Messenger RNA from Dictyostelium purpureum, 1050 nucleotides. RefSeq lists its product as uncharacterized. The transcript is spliced from 4 exons. The record is from RefSeq and is a predicted model, not a curated record. Bases 1 to 1050 code for a protein of 349 amino acids. Lineage: Eukaryota; Evosea; Eumycetozoa; Dictyosteliales; Dictyosteliaceae.